AUGACUUAUAACUUGCCACCAUGGAUGUGCAUGAAACAAGAAUACUUGAUGCUUUCUCUGUUGAUCCCGGGACCAAAAUUGCCAGAAAAUGAUAUUGACGUGUACCUGCAACCAUUGAUUGAGGAAUUAAAGGAGUUAUGGGAACUUGGGAUAGAAACAUACGAUGCCACAAGAAAUAAAACUUUUCAAAUGCAUGCAGCUCUCUUAUGGACAAUUAGUGAGUUCCCUGCAUAUGCAAUGUUAUCCGAGUGGAGUACAAAGGAAAAACUAGCUUGCCCUUCUUGUAACUAUGGGACUUGUUCUAGUUAUCUUACACAUAGUUGGAAGAUGUGUUAUAUGGGUUAUCGUGUUCUUUUGCCCAAGGAACAUUCAUGGAGAACUAAUAAGAGGUCAUUUAAUGGAAAAGAAGAACAUCGGAAAGCUCCACCAUUGCUAGAGGGCAUGGAAGUUUUAAGUCACUUAGAUUCUAUGGAGAAUUCCUUUAAGAAGACAAAAAAAAAGUUGAUAGUAUUCUUGGAACUCUUGGAUAAAUCUGGCAAGACAAAAGACCACCUAAAUGCUCGAUAUGACUUGCAAGAAAUAGGCAUUCGUAAGAAUCUUCAUCCAAAAGAAAUAAGAGGUCAUAGAAAAGUGAAGUUUGCAAAAGCAUGUUUCUCCAUGACUAAAGCUGAUAAAUCAAUUUUUUGUGAUGUCUUGAAGAAAGCAAAACUACCUGAUGGUGCUGCCUCAAAUAUUUCUCGAUGUGUGAACCUUGCAAAAAGAAAAGUAUCUGGUUACAAGACUCAUGAUGCCCAUUUUAUGCUGCAUUAUUUACUGCAAAUUUCCAUCAAAAGUAUACUUCCAGAUUCGGUUGCAAUCCCUUUAAUUCGGCUUGGCUCUUUUUUUCGUCAGUUAUGUCAAAAGGUUAUCACAUUAGAAGAGAUAAAUCAAUUGGAAGCAGAGAUUGUGAUAACACUAUGCCAAUUAGAGAGGAUUUUUCCUCCUUCAUUUUUUGACAUAAUGAUGCAUUUGCCUAUUCAUUUGGCUAAUGAAGUGAGACUAGGCAGCCCAGUUCAAUUUCGGUGGAUGUAUCCUCCCGAAAGAUACAUGUGUACUUUGAAGUCAUAUGUUCGAAAUAGAAGUCGUCCAGAAGGAUCUAUUGCGGAGGCCUACUUGGUUGAUGAGUGUUUGACUUUUUGCUCACGUUAUUUACAUGAUGGUAUUCAAACAAAAUUGAAUAGAAUGCCCCGGAAUAAUGAUGCUAAUGACUUUGAAGCGGAAAUUCCACAUUCAUUUCCAAUUUUGUUUCUUAAGAAAGGCUGUCCAUUGGGAGCAAAGAAGGGUGAGCUUUUUUCUCUUGACGACAAGUCUCGAAACCAAGCCCAUAGCUAUAUAUUAUUGAACUGUGGAAAAAUUGAAGACUAUGUUAGAUUUCAUACUAGGCAACGUGAGGCAAGACGCAAGACGCACAAUAGUGGUGUAACUUUAGUUGCGUUGACUACGAGCUUUGCAAGUGCAAAGGAUCCAAAUCCAAUUCGUGCAAAAAUUUCCUACUAUGGCAGAAUAAAUGAUAUAAUUGAGUUAGACUACUUUGGCAAUUUUAAGGUUGUAUUGUUUAGAUGUGACUGGUAUGAGACUCAAGAGGAUGGCUAUGGCUCUUCAUAUGUUCAAUUCAACAAAAAAUGCUAUCAAGAAAAGCCUUUUGUGUUGGCAUGUCAAGUACACCAAUGCUUCUAUGUGCAAGAUCCAUUUGAUCAAAAUAAGCAUUGUGUUAUGAAGUCAAUUCCAAGGAAUUUAUUUAACAUAGGUGACGAAGCUGAUGUUGAUCCCCAAGCUAUUUAUGAAAAAGAGCCAUCUGAUCAGUCAAUGGGUCCUUCUAUACCCAAUGAUAAUGGUGAAAUUGAUUUGAUUAGGGGUGACUUGCACGAAGUUGUUAUAGAUGCUUCAAAAGGAGUUCUUCUUUCACAAGAAUAUAACACAGAAUCAGAAGAUAAUUCCAAAGACGACAUUGAAUGA
Arachis stenosperma is the source of this 1995-nucleotide messenger RNA. RefSeq lists its product as uncharacterized. The transcript has 3 exons. The record is from RefSeq and is a predicted model, not a curated record. The coding region runs from base 1 to 1995 and encodes 664 amino acids. NCBI's taxonomy places the organism in Eukaryota, Viridiplantae, Streptophyta, Magnoliopsida, Fabales, Fabaceae.